CCCGCCCUCCUGAUAAGCCCGCGACCGCCGCCCGGCCGCCGGCGCCAGCGACAGCACACCACCGCUCCGCCCGUGUUCAGCAGCAUGUCCCCGUCGAGGCCUGCCCCCCGGGCCGUGCCCCCGGCUGCGGCCCCGGCCCUCGCCCUCCUGGCCCUGCUGGCGCUGCCGGGUGGCAGCCUCGCCGGCCCCGGGCAGCUCAAUGCCAACUCGGGCCUCCUGCCCGCGCACAAGAAGAUGCAGAUCGUGGGCGGGAUGGCAGCCGACAUCAAAGAGUUCGGCCACCAGGUGAGCUGGCUGCGUGCGGGCAGGCACAUGUGCGGGGGCUCCAUCAUCACGCCGGAGUACAUCAUCACGGCGGCGCACUGCUGUGUCGAGCUGAACCUCACCAUCUCCGAGGUCUUGGCGGGCAGCACGAUCAUCCCGAGCAAGGGCCGCGGCCAGGUGGCGCAGAUCGUGGACGUGUACGCGCACCCCGACUUCGACCCCAUGACCUACACGAGCGACAUCGCCGUGCUCAAGGUCUACCCCCCGUUCCGUAUGGACGAGUCGGUCCGGUCCAUUCCGAUCAUCGACCCCGCCAACUCGCCGCACACCGGGGACCCCGUGUACGUCACGGGCUGGGGCAAGUUGUCGGAGUUUUCUUCGACAGCGGCGACGAUCCUCCAGAAGGUCAAGGUGCAGAUGAAGGACUUCGAAACGUGCAAGGCGAGAUACGGCGAGAUACCCAUGGUGCUGACGGACACCACCUUCUGCGCGGCGGCCGACGGCAAGGACGCGUGCCAGGGCGACAGCGGGGGGCCGCUCAUCUACAAGAUGGGCGACAAGGACUACCUCCUCGGGAUCGUGUCGUCCGGGAAGGGCUGCGCCGUCAAGGAGUUCCCGGGGCUGUACACCGACCUGCGCAACGAGAGGAUGAGGAGCUUCGUGAGCAAGGUCACCGGCAUGAAGCUCUGAUCGAUGCGCCGGGCCACGACUGUACGAUCAAUAAAGUGCGCGCUCACCGCCCACGGA
Molecule: messenger RNA, 1011 nt
Organism: Frankliniella occidentalis (western flower thrips)
Lineage: Eukaryota; Metazoa; Arthropoda; Insecta; Thysanoptera; Thripidae
Product: trypsin alpha-like
Exons: 6
Coding region: 85-954 (289 amino acids)
Biological process (GO): proteolysis
Molecular function (GO): serine-type endopeptidase activity
Source: RefSeq, a predicted model, not a curated record